Molecule: messenger RNA, 5040 nt
Organism: Vitrella brassicaformis
Lineage: Eukaryota; Vitrellaceae
Source: the annotation of a GenBank genome assembly
AAAACGCCGACGCUCAAUUUCGGAGAUUUGAUCAUAAUUUUCUUCCGGAUUGUCUCGUGGAACCGAGGGCGGCAGGGGAGAUGCCGCUGACCCUGUAUGGGCCUUGACCGCCUCCGCCUCCGCUCGCUAACCUCUGCCUCCUCUCGACUUUUCUGCCAGAGCGCCGCAGCGGCCCGUCUGCUGCCCGCCGACCAUCAUCUGCCUUUGAUUGCAGCCAUGGGUGACCAGGAGAUGCCCGUAGGCAAGCACACGGGCAAGAAGUUCUCGGAGAUCCUCGUACAAGACCCGUCAUUCUGCGACUUCGCCCUCUCUCUGCCGGGUCAGUUAUUGUAGUCGACACCGACAGCACCAUGACACUCGUGUCAUGCCUCAUGGCAUUCGGCUGGCUCGUGCACCCGUCCGUGUGUUUGUGUCCAUCCAUCCAUCGUGUGUGCUGUGCUUUCUGUUCUGUCUGUGUGAUGUGAUGCGUUCCCUCAGGACCGAAGGGUGCGCUGUUGGCGUUCAAGCAGUACGUGCAGAACGCUCGUGGCCUCUCACAGGACGCACCAGGAGCGGCGGCAACAGCCUCUCAGCCCAGCCCUCCCCCUCCCCCUCCCCCCUGCCCACCCGUCCCCCGGCCGCCACGGUUCUCCCCAUCUGCUCAGAGACUCUCGCCACCCCACCACCAAAACCAGCAGCAAGGCAACCACCACUACAGCCCUCCAAAUGAUGACUUUCAGCGGUUUGCGUACAAUGGCAGCGGUGCUGGUGCUGCUGCUGCUGGUAGUGGUGCGAGCACGGGGGUGGGUGGCGCUAGUGGUUCGGGUGCGGGAGUGGGAGUGGGUGUGGGUAUGGGUGUGGGUAUGGGGAAUCGCACGCAGGCGUCGCAGGCGUCUCAGUGGAGUGCGCCUGCUGUCAAGGAGAAGAUUGACCCCAUAGCGUUGGAGCUCUACCAACAUGACUAUUUCAGGGUGAGGUGGGGUCGCUGGUGUGUCCGCACGCCGUGUGCGUGUGCCUGUGUUGACAUUAUAUAUCCUAUCCGUGUUGUUUGUGUUGUUUGUGUUGUGUGUGUGCGUGCAGAUAGCCCAGGUGCGUCAGAGUGGCCGUGCCGAGUCGUUCAUCGACCGUUCCCUCUGGACCAGACUCAGAGUGGGUCAUACCCUCCACCCACUCACAACCACGAGGACGACAUCCCUCACUCAUUCCCUCUGUCUGUCUGUCUGUCUGUCUGUCUGUUUGUCUGUCUGUGUGUGUUCAGAGUUUGGGCCCCGACAGCAGCACGCGUGACGCCGGUCCCGGGUUUCGUAGCGGGGGUGAGGUGAUGCUGUUCCACUGCUCGAGGUACAACGACAUCAAGGAGGCCAUCCGGGAGGCCUUCGACACCAAGUUCGAGGACAUACCGCGGUUCGUCAUGUGGCAGAGCCAACAGCUACUCACCUUCGCACCCAAAGCUGCGGUAUGUCAUGUCAAACAGACAGACAGAGAGCCGGGGAAUGGGCACAUUGCUCGUGUGUGACGGCGUCAGUUUCCGAAGUUCGUAGCUCGCUGUCUGCUGCCGAUUGACAACGAGAAGGAGCGGCAGCACUGCGAGAAGGUCGAGCAAUUCCUCGCGGAGCUGGACACGCUCAUCCCCAACAUACGACCCUUCCAGGUGCACUGCAGGAGGGAGGGAGGCAAUACACAACACAGCGCAGGACAGCAGCAUGUGUGUCACCCACCGGUGUGUGGUGUCUGUCUGUGAUGUGUGUGUGCAGCGUGAUGGCAUAGCGUUUGCGUUGAGGAAAGGCGGCCGUGCGCUCAUCGGGGACGAAAUGGUCCGUACUCACAUCGCAUCCAUGGCCGGCUGCAUGGCAUGGCAUGAUGAUACAUACGCCGACUUAUUUCUUCCUGUCGUGUGUGGUUCGUGUCUGUGUGUCUGUGUGUCUGUCUGUCUGUCGGAUGUGAUUGAUGCCGUCUGACAGGGCUUGGGCAAGACCCUGCAGGCGUUGGCUGUCGCGGCGUUCUACUCCAAUCAGUGGCCGCUGCUCGUCAUCUGCCCGUCAUCCAUGUAUGUCAGCAAACCACCCACCCCCUACCACACCCACCAUUUCUGUCUGUCUGUCUGUCUUAUGUGUAUGUGGUUGGUGUUUGUUAUUGUCCUUCCUGCCUGCCUGCCUGCCUGCCUGCAGUCGUUUCCAGUGGCGCGACCAGGCCUCCCAGUGGCUCAAACACUUAGUCAGAGAAUGCGACGUACGUACGUCAGUCAAUCAGCACCUCAUUAAACACAUAUAUUGCGGAAAAGAACACACUAGCUCAGCUCAGCUGCUUUGUGUGUGGCCCCCACCACUCCUCCCCCCCUCCCUCCCUGUCUGUCUGUCUGUCUGCGUGUGUGUCUGUCAGGUAUGUUUGGUGAAGAAUAGCAAGACGGUUGUGCCGGACGAUGCCAAGAUCGUCGUCAUCUCGUACGACCUCAUCUCGCGCGACAACAACGACCCCCUCAGGACCAGACCCAACGGCGAGAAAUACAAGGUGUGUGCAGUGCAGUGCAGUGCAGCGAGGGGGACCCCGAGCCACACACGCCAUCCAUGCAGCAUGACAGCUGACUGACCUGUGUGAACAUCAGGUGGUGAUAGCUGACGAGUGUCACUACCUGAAGGACCGCAACUCCAAGCGCAGCAGAGUGGUGCGCAGCGCACGGCAAACACUCAUUCAUACGAAGCCGUGCCGUGGAUGGAAUGCAAUACAUCGUUGCUCUCUCUCUCCCUUUCUCUGUAUGUGUGUGGUGUGUGUCAGGUGGUGGAGAUCUGCCAGAAUGCCCGUCACGCGCUGCUGCUGUCGGGGACGCCGGCACUCAACAAACCUAUAGAACUCUUCCCGCAGCUGUCCGCACUCGUAAGUCGGCAAGCCACAUCACCCAUCACACAUCACACAUCACAUCACAUGCCCCACCCACUCACCAUGACAUGAAUGACCACAUCCCAUCUGUCCGUCCACACAUCCAUCUCAUCUGUCUGUCUGUCUGUGUGUGUGUGUGUGUGUGUGUGCAGCUUCCGAAUUUCUCGACCUACAACGAGUUUGGCGACCGGUACUGCAUGAAGGAGCAGAACAGGUGGUCCCGCCGCAUCGAGUACACCAGGUCCAAACACACCACAGAACUCAACCUCUUCCUCACUAACACGGUAGGUCAGCCAGCCAGCCAGACACACACACACCCGCACACAAAGUGACCACCAGAAGCGAUGAGAAUGGAUGGACACGUGUGUGUGUGUGUGGUUGUGCAGGUGAUGAUUCGCCGCCUCAAGAAGGACGUGCAGAAGGAGCUGCCGGACAAACUCAGAACCAAAGUGCCCUGCGAGGUGUGGAGGACAAUCUGCCAAAGAAUCACAGAUAAACAGACACGCAGGCAUCCACCUGUGUCUGUGUGUGUCGUCAGAUUGACGCCAAGUCGCUGCGGAACAUCCAGAUGGCCAUGAGGGAGGCCAACAUAGAGGACGAGCUGCGCGCCGCCGGAGACUUAGACGACCCUGAAAUGUCCAACAAGGUCAGUGUGCAGGCCACCCAGCCACACCACACCACACCACACCAUGGCCAGCAACCUCCCUCCUCUAUGUGUGUGCAGAUGGGCAAUCCGGCGAUGGCUGAGAUGUAUCGCAUGACGGGCGAGGCCAAGAUCAAGGCCGCGGAGGACUACAUCGACAUGCUGCUCGAGGGCGAGUGCGAGAAGCUCAUUGUCUUCGGACACCACCACGCUGUCCUCGACGGCAUAGAGAAGAAAUGCAUCAAAACUCUCAAAAUGGUCUGCACACACCCACACACAUGGCACGUACACACACGCACUGAGUGUGUGGCGUGUCGUGUGUAGGAGGGGUACAUUCGUGUGGACGGGACGGUGUCGAGCAAGGCGCGAGAGGACCGCAUCAAGAAGUUCAGGACAGACAGCAAGUGCAAGGUAGGUACCUCGUCAACACAACACAUCCCUCUCCUCCCGCCCCUCAAUCAACACACUCACCCCAUCCAUCCAUCCAUCCAUGUGUGUGUGUGUUGGUGCAGGUGGCGCUGCUGUCGAUGACGGCGUGUGGCACCGGCCUCAACUUGACUGAGGCGGGCACGGUGGUGUUUGCGGAGCUGUACUGGGUGCCGGGGACCAUCCUGCAGGCCGAGGACAGGUCACACAGGAUGGGCUCCGAACACACCACCAUCUCCGUCUACUACCUCAUCGCUGAGGUAGGUACCUACCUGCACAUCACAUGAAUGUGGAGGGAUAGGGACAGACAGGGCGGAAGAGAAAGAUAUGGAUUGGAUUGGAUGUGAUGUGUGUGUUUGGUCGCUGAUGGAUGGAUCAAUCAGCACACGAUGGACGAGGCCAUUUGGGAGGUGCUGCAGAAGAAGUGGCAAACCGUCACCUCAACACUCGAUGGAAGGGUACGCGACAGACAGACCAGAAGGAAGGACACACCACACCACACCACACCCGCCUGUUGUGUUGAUGAAUCCAAUCGAUGCGCACACACAGGCCGAGACCAUCGAGGCCCGUGUGGGUGAGACAGUCAAGGCCAGGCAACCGUCCCGCGGACCAGCUGCCGCUGCUGCUGGUGGUGGUGCUGCUGGUGGUGGUGAUGGCGGUGACCAGAUCAUGCAAGACCCCUACGAUGACGACGCGAAUGACGCGGACAUGGGGUUCUCGAGCAACUCGCAGCCGGCCAAGUCGCCCCCUGCCAAGAAGGCGGGUGGCAAGAGGUCGGAGCCGCCCAAGAACGUGCCCGACAUCCGGUCGUUCUUCACCAAGAAGGCCAGGAACGAGUGACUGACUACUUACAGCCGUAGACACACCUUUGGGGGGCAGGAGGGACAAGUGGAUGGAUGGCAUGCGUGUGUUGGUAGCAGCCAGCUGUUAGUAGAGAAAGGUAUGAUGCAUUGCGUUGAAACGUGCAAUGCGUCCGGGUGUGUGUGUGUGUGUGUGUGAAUGGGUGUGCACGAUACAUAAUGGUGUGGUGUGGUGUGGAUGCACCUGGCUGGCAGUUUGGACAAUGGCGACUCGCUGAUUCAAUGCCUGGCAACAUCAGUUUCCAAGUGAUAGCCAUG